Dioscorea cayenensis subsp. rotundata (Guinea yam) is the source of this 1466-nucleotide messenger RNA. RefSeq names its product transaldolase. Gene Ontology annotation, cellular component: intracellular anatomical structure; cytoplasm. Lineage: Eukaryota; Viridiplantae; Streptophyta; Magnoliopsida; Dioscoreales; Dioscoreaceae. The transcript is spliced from 13 exons. Gene Ontology annotation, biological process: pentose-phosphate shunt; carbohydrate metabolic process. Gene Ontology annotation, molecular function: transaldolase activity. The record is from RefSeq and is a predicted model, not a curated record. The coding region runs from base 50 to 1234 and encodes 394 amino acids.
AACCUCACCUUUUUCUCUCGCUAAUCUCCGAGCUUGAAGAGUCUCAACAAUGGCGAUCUCCCUUCGAUCCUCCUCCUUCGCAAGCCUUGGCCACUUCCCCCAGGUGGGGAAACCCUCUGGUUGGAUUCGAUCUCCAUCUCGUCUGCUCUUACUCAGUACACGAUCAUUCCCCAGAAUCUUCGCCUCCAGUUCGUCGUCUUCUGUUGAUGCUGUAGAUCUGAAUUCGGAACUGGAUGCAGUGUCGAGUUUCAGCGAGAUCGUUCCGGACACUGUUGUCUUUGAUGAUUUUGAAAGGUUUCCGCCCACUGCGGCUACAGUUAGUUCUUCUCUCCUUUUGGGGAUUUGUAGCUUGCCGGACACUAAGUUUAAGAGUGCUAUAGAGACUGCGUUGGCUGACAGUGAAUGCUACGAACAACGGGAUCCUAGUAAGAGGUUGUCCUGUUUUUAUGACAAGGCUUUGGUUAAUGUUGGAGCUGAUUUGGCCAUGCUUGUCCCUGGUCGAGUAUCAACAGAAGUGGAUGCAAGGUUGGCUUAUGACACACAUGCCAUCAUUCAUAAGGUGCAUGAGCUGUUGAAACUAUAUAAUGAAAUAGAAGUACCACCCGAGCGGUUGCUCUUCAAAAUUCCUUCAACUUGGCAAGGAAUAGAAGCUUCAAGGCUGCUGGAAUCCGAAGGAAUACAGACCCACUUGACAUUUGUUUAUAGCUUUUCCCAGGCAGCAGCUGCAGCUCAAGCCGGUGCUUCUGUCAUCCAGAUAUUUGUCGGUCGCCUUAGAGAUUGGGCUCGCAAUCAUUCUGGUGAUCCUGAGAUAGAAGCUGCUUCCAAAAGAGGGGAGGAUGCAGGAGUAGCUUUGGUAACUAAAGCCUACAAUUACAUUCACAAGUAUGGACAUAAAUCAAGGUUGAUGGCAGCUGCAAUUAGGAACAAACAAGAUAUAUUCAGCCUUCUUGGGGUUGACUACAUUAUUGCUCCUCUGAAGAUAUUGCAGUCUCUAAAAGAUUCCAUUACCUAUCCUGAUGAAAAGUACUCUUAUGUUAGGAGAUUAUCUCCUAGUUCAGCCAUGCUCUACAAUUUCAGUGAAGAAGAGCUUGUGAAGUGGGAUCAGCUGAGCUUGGCAUCGGCAAUGGGACCUGCUGCUGAAGAGCUUUUGACCGCCGGAUUAGAAGGCUACGUAAACCAGGCACUUCGUGUUGAGGAACAUUUUGGGAAGAUAUGGCCUCCCCCCAAUGUGUAAGACUCCUUUUACUGGUCUGUGGUCUGUUUUGCAGAAAAUUUUCUUCCUCAAUGAAUGUAAUAAUAAUGCUAUCUGGCUUGUAAAGAUGGGGAUCCCUUUUUGUUCUCUUGCAUCUGUCUUUUUUUUUGGAAUUUUUGCUGGAUUCAGUAGCUCUUUUUAUCCUUUUAUUCCUGGAUAAUGGAACUAAAUUUGUAAUUGCUUUGCUAGAUUGCAAGCAUAGUGUUUUUUUCUA